AUGGAGCCUGAGGAUGAUGGGAUCGAGCCGAUCGCCAUCGUUGGCAUCGGCUGUCGCUUCCCCGGCACCGCGACUUCGCCGGCAGCCUUGUGGGAAACGCUCGCCAACUAUGAGAGCGCCUGGUCAGAAUUUCCCAAGGAUCGCAUGAACAUGGAUGCGCACUACCAUCCGGAUCCCAAAAGACAAGGAAGCACAAAUGUUCGCGGCGCUCAUUUCCUCCAGCAAAACAUCGCUGCGUUCGAUGCUCCAUACUUUGGAAUAUCUCCAGACGAGGCAAAAGCUAUGGAUCCCCAACAGAGAAUACUACUAGAAGUCGCAAUAGAAGCCUUGGAUAAUGCUGGAAUCAAUCGAAAUGAUAUUAGAGGGACUGAAACUGGAGUGUUUGUUGGAUCUUUUCAGAUUGUACUCCGAGAUCGUGAUGAUCAACCGCAAUACAGCGCCACGGGCACCGCCAACUCCAUCUUGGCUAAUAGAAUCUCUUAUUUCCUGGAUAUCCAUGGACCGAGCCAGACGGUCGACACAGGCUGCAGUGCGAGCCUCGCAGCCAUUCACGACGGGUGUAAAAGCUUACUCAGCAGAGAGACAGACGCGGUCAUUGCUGGUGGUUCAGGACUCAUUCUGACGCCGAAUACCAUAUUUUCGAUGCAGGCACUUGGCUUGCUGAGUCCUGAUGGGAAAUGCUUUGCGUUUGAUGAACGUGCCAAUGGCUAUGGUCGUGGCGAGGGAGUCGGCGUCGUGGUUCUGAAGCGUCUCGAGGAUGCCAUUCGGGACAACAGCUGCAUCCGUGCUGUCAUCCGUGGUAGCCGUGCCAACCACGAUGGCAAGACUGCUGGGCUCACUCAACCUAAUCCCAAAGCUCAACUUCAGAACAUCCAAAAGCUCUACAAACGUGCAAAGUUGGAUCCCAAAGAAACCGGGUUUGUUGAAUGCCACGGAACUGGUACACAAGCUGGAGACGUUCGAGAAAUUCAAGGAGUACACGACAGCCUCUGUCAGGGCCGUGCAGCAAACGAGCCUCUGGUUGUCGGGUCAGUCAAGGCCAACGUGGGUCACCUGGAGGGCGCUGCAGGUAUCGCUGGUCUAAUCAAAGCUAUCCUCGUUGUUGAAAAGGGCAUCAUUCCCAAGCAGAUCAACUACGACAGACCAAACCCCGCCAUCGAUUUUGCAAACAAGAACAUCAAGGUUCCUACCUCCAACAUUCCAUUUCCGCGCCAUCGUCGCGGACUCAGACGAGCUGGUGUCAACUCGUUUGGGUUCGGCGGUAGCAAUUACCACAUUGUCAUUGACGACGCGGCGCACUAUCUAUCAGAACGCGGCCUGCGUGCCAAGAACAACACAACCUUGACGAAUGAGCUUGCUUCUACGGCUACAGCUGGCUACUUCCCAAGCCAAGACAAACCUUCGCAUCUCUUUAUUUUCUCAGCCCAUCAAGAAGACUCACUCCGAUCCAAUCUUGCUCGACUGUUGGAGUAUGUCCAGAAACCCGAAUGCCCCACCGACACCCAGUAUCUCCAGAAUCUCGCCUACACUUUCGGUCUCUGCAGAACGCCGAUGGACUGGAGGAUAUCCUUUACGGCCGCAUCGAUGGAUGAAUUCAAGGUACAACUGGCUACUGCCAUCAAGGCCAAACUGAUACCGCCUCCCGUCGGUCGCAAAGCCUCCAAGGUCGCAUUCGUUUUUGGUGGUCAAGGAUCGCAGUCGCACUGCAUGGCUCGGGAGCUCAUGGGCUACGACAUGUACGCCCAAUCCAUUGCUGCUGCGUCCAAGUUCAUGAGGGAGAAGCUGGGCAGCAAAUUCAAUCUCGUCGAGGAGUUGUUGCUAAACGAGGAGAAUUCUCGAAUCGAUACGCCUGCAAUCGCCCAGCCAGCUACGACAGCACUUCAGGUUGCACUUGUGGAUCUCUUGAUCAAGUAUUGCGGCGUCGUCCCCGAGUCUGUCGUCGGCCACUCUUCUGGAGAGAUUGCGGCAGCUUAUGCGUGCGGUUACAUUACGCGCGAGACGGCUUGGGAGUUGGCUUAUCACAGAGGUGUUUGCGCCGCAUCCCUUAUUCAACUUGCCGAUGAAAAGAGAGCCAGACCAGGUCGCAUGAUGGUUGUCGGCUUGUCAGAAGCAGAUGCUGGUAGAUAUGUUGGCCGACUUGGACGUCGCCGAGUCACGAUCGCUUGUAUCAACAGUCCCAAGUCUGUCACACUAUCCGGUGACGCCGACGCCAUCUUGGAGGCCAAGGAAAUGCUCGAUGAGGCUGGGGCAAUGACUCGUCUUCUCGACGUUCAUGUCGCAUACCAUUCGCACCAUGUAUGGGGAUGCGCUGAAGAGUACACCCAGUCCAUUGCCCACCUGCGCCCGGGAAAUUUUCACCGCACCUCGACUACCAUGUUCUCAUCGGCCCUGAAUCGUCCGGUUCAAUGGAAUGAGCUAACCCCGGAGUAUUGGGUAAACAAUCUGAAGUCGCCAGUCCAGUUCUUUGGCGCCGCACAAGCCAUGCUAUCUGGCGACGACCACCCGAGACCAGAUGUUGUGCUCGAGAUUAGUCCUCAGCCCAGGCUUUGGAGUCAUGUCACGGAGAUUUUCAAAGCCGAAGAGACGUUUCGCCGCCAACCGCUGGCUCGCUACUCCAUGACUGAUCGCAAUCAAGAUCCAGCAAUCACUGCCAUCAAGACUCUCGGUCAACUCUGGACUCACCACUGCCCCGUCAAUAUGCACUGGGUAAUCACACCCAACGUUGGAUCGGAACUGCCAUCUCUUGUUGUCGACCUUCCUAAUUACAGCUGGAAUCAUAGUAUUACGUACUGGCAUGAGUCGGCUUCGUCAAAGGAAAACCGACUCGCAAGUUCUGGAAGACGCGACCUGAUAGGUCGUCGCAUCACAGAAGACAAGACGUUUAUGCCAGCAUGGCGCGGUUUCCUGCGCUUGAAUGAAAGCCCAUGGAUACGACAACACCGGGUACAGAACACAACAAUCUACCCGGCUUCAGGAAUGAUUGUCAUGGUCCUUGAAGCGGUCAAACAGAUCUACGAGGAUGAUCCCCUUGAAGGCAUCGAGAUAUCCGACUUCAAAUUCGUGAAGCCAAUGCUGAUCCCCGAGAGCGCCGGCGAGUUGGAAUACAUUCUACAAAUGACCAUUCAUCAUGGAUACAAGGGCAGUCUGAUUGACGGCGAGCAAACAAAGUACAAUUUCAGUAUUCUCUCGUUACUUCAAGACAGAGACAUGCAGCUACACAGUCAUGGCACCGUAUCUUUGUACCACUGGCGCGGAGGUCCAGGUCCCAACUUGUUACCGGAUCGCAAGGACAAGAAGCAAUUGAUGCCGACAUUGCAAGAAUAUCACAAGACGCGCAAGAAUUGCAACGAGUGGGUGGUUCCACAACACCUUUACGAGUCACUACAUGUCAUUGGCAUGGAAUAUGGCCCCUUGUUCCAGAAUAUCGCCAGUUUGGACAGAAAUGACAAGGAGUGCGUCUUUGAGAUUCGAAUCCCGGAUACAAGGUCCAGUAUGCCAGCAAAGUUCGAGUUACCGCAUACGCUGCAUCCGGCCACGCUUGACAGCAUUUUCCAGACUGCCUUUAGUCUGAGAUCCGAGGCAAUGGUCCCGUCUUACAUUGGAAGCAUCUACAUUUCCCUGAGUAGUAACCUUCCUUGCGCAGCAGGACAAGAGCUUAUUGGAUUUGCCAAGGCCAUGAGCCAAGAUGCUCAGAAAGCCAGUGUGUCAAUCGUCGCAUCAGAUGAUCGUUGGAAGGCUUGCCCAUCAGAGUCUUUCGGCGGUGCUUUGAUUGUUGUGCAAGACAUGGAGCUUGUCGCUCUAGGACCAGAUUCCAAGUCGAACUCGGCAGCUGCCGGUUUCAUCCCCAAUCACCAGAACCUCUGUUCCGAAAUCAAAUGGGAGCCGCUACAUGAUCAUGCCGCCAGCAAGUGCGAAAUUCCGAUCAAGCACGAGGAGAAUGAAAGCAUUUUUGUGCUCGUUCCUGAGGUUAUGGACGCCAAUCUGGCCAGACUCGCUGUGGAGCUUUGUCAAACUCUUGACUGCAAGUCAAUCACUCUGAGUCAAAUUGACAAGAAUAAGUACUGCCCCGAGUUUUCCAUCUCUCUGUUGGAAGCACCCAGGAGCCAGCAUUUCAUCUGGGACUGGUCCAAGGACGAGUUUACUGCUUUCCACACACUGAUCACGUUGACACGAGGAGUGCUAUGGCUUACACAGGGAACUACGAGCAACCCUACAAACCCAAAGUCGAGCUUAUUCCAAGCAUUGGCCCGAUCGAUUCGAUCAGAAGAUCCGACAAAGAAUUUGGUCACCCUGGAUCUAGACAUUGGGACCAACCUCAAUGCCGAACAGACUGUGUCGUUGAUUACAGGUCUGGCGAAGACUUCCUUCUAUGAACCCAAUAGAUCUGAAUCUGCCGAGACUGACUACGCCGAAAAGAAUGGCGAGCUGACGGUACCUCGACUGGUCCCUCUGGCAUCACUGAACUCCAUGAUGACGGAAAGCACUGCUGAGCAUCUAGAGCCGACACUAGAGUCAUUAAUGCCACAUGAAAAUCGCCCUUUGAAGCUUCAAGUCCGCGGAAAUGGCAACCUGAAGACUCUGUACUGGAUUGACGACGAAAGUGCAACGCAGCAAUUGGACGACAACAGUGUCGCCAUCAAAGUUGUGUCGGCAGGUUUGACCUUGCUCGAUGUCGAUAGCAUCGUGGCCAGAUCUCGACUAGACAAUCUCGGAACAGACGUCUUUGGUAUCAUCAAGGCUGUUGGAGCACAAGUGCAGAACCUGGCGGUGGGGCAAACAGUCGUUGGCAUUGCACGAGGAUCGCUACGAAGCCAGGUCAGAUGUCAUCAAUCUCUCGUCGUACGCGUUGGAAUUGACCCUCUUCUCGUUGUUCUCCCAACUUCUUUGGCAGUUGCCGAUUACACCCUUCGUUCCUUGGCUCAACUCAAUGACAGAAUGUCCAUCCUGAUCCAUGCUGGUACCAGCUCCUUUGGACUGGAAGCGUUCAAACUGGCAUCACAAAUUGGAGCCAGGAUCUUUGUGAUUGUCGCUGGUCGUACGCAACGCGCAUUCCUCAUGACUCAAAUCGGCCCCCACAACGCCAUGAUUCUUGAGGAAAAACGCGAUGACUUAAUGGCAUGCAUCACGAGUCUGACUGCUGGCGUCGGAGUCAACGUCAUUUUCGAUCCCACAGCCAGUCAUGCUGAUUUAAACAUGCAAUGCGUCGCCAAUUGUGGCCACAUAAUCUGUAUUGCAAGAAACGCAAUGACUACAGGCUCAUUGCCUCUGUUGGAUAACAAGACCUUCAACACGAGUUUUGUCAACAUUGCCAGCUUGAUCGAGAAUGCGCCUCAGCAACUAGGAGAGAGUUUCAGGAAGCAGCUCACUGAUGGUCACCACUUGCAUGAGUGCCACCUACACCAUUCUACUGAUCUAUCGCGCGCCUUCAAGGAUAUGAUGAGCGACGAGCACACUGGACACGACUUCUGCAUGCACACCAGAACAACAGGCAAGAUUCUUCCGGUCGUGGCUAGGGCUGAUCAGCAUCUGAAGUAUCAUCUCCAAUCGGACGUCACUUAUGUGAUUGCUGGAGUCGGCGGUCUCGGGCGAGUCAUUGCGGAGAUGCUGGCAUUGAACGGAGCCAAGUACAUUGCUCUGCUUUCCCGAUCUGGAGUGGCCAGCAAGUACUUGAGUGAUUCCGUCUCAUACCUCAAGGAUCGAGGCGUCACCGUCCAAGUGUUCAAGGCAGACAUUUGUGACGAAGAGAGCUUGAAACACGCAGUAGACAGUAUCAAGACUACCAUGCCACCUGUCCGAGGACUGUUUCAAUGUGCAGCCGUUCUUCGCGACGCUCCCUUUGAAAAGAUGACGUACGAGAAUUGGCAAGCAGCAAUCAGACCCAAGACAAUUGGCUCGUGGAACUUGUACAAACUUUUCCCUCAAACCAUGGACUUUAUGAUAUUUCUGUCUAGCAUUUCUGGCAUUAUUGGUAAUCGUUGCCAGUCCAACUACGCCGCAGGUAACGCAUUCCAAGACGCACUCGCCAAGCACAUCACCGCCCAUGGCCACAUGCGCUCCGUCUCCCUCGACCUGGGCCCGAUUCUCGGUGCGGGCAUGGUGGCAGAGGAUCAGCACAUGCUCGACAUGCUCAAGGCCAGCGGUUUCUUGGGCAUCCGUCUCCAUUACUUCUUGCGCAUAAUGGAGCGGGCCAUCAUUGGCUUUGCGGCAGUCAACGAUCCUCUGCCAUCCCAGAUCGUUGUCGGCGCUGGAACGGGUGGUCACAUCCGCCAGAACAGGCCUACUGACCCCUACUGGUCACGUACGGCGCUGUUUUCCCACCUCAACAAGUUGGGCGUACCUGCUGCCGAGGAAGCGGCCGCGUCGGCCACGCAAGAGCCGACGACGGCGACGCGGCUGCUGCUCGCCAAGGCCAAGAGCAGCGCGGAUGCCCGCCAGGUCAUCCAGGACGGCCUCUGCGCCAAAAUCGCCGCCAUCAUGGCGAUUGGCGCAGAGGAGGUGGACACGGGCAAGAGUCCCGCCGACUACGGCGUGGACUCUUUUAUGCGGCCCGUGAUCCGUACCUGGCUGCUGCAGGAGUGUGGCGCCAGCAUCUCCGUCCUGGAGAUUGAGGGCGAGAAGAGCGUCGCCGGCCUUGCCGCUCUGGCGGCCGAGAGGAGUUCUCUCCUCGUUUUUUGA
Messenger RNA from Pestalotiopsis fici W106-1, 6675 nucleotides. RefSeq lists its product as uncharacterized. Bases 1 to 6675 code for a protein of 2224 amino acids. The record is from RefSeq and is a predicted model, not a curated record. The transcript is spliced from 11 exons. Gene Ontology annotation, biological process: secondary metabolite biosynthetic process; fatty acid biosynthetic process. Gene Ontology annotation, molecular function: 3-oxoacyl-[acyl-carrier-protein] synthase activity; fatty acid synthase activity; phosphopantetheine binding. Lineage: Eukaryota; Fungi; Ascomycota; Sordariomycetes; Amphisphaeriales; Sporocadaceae.